Molecule: messenger RNA, 2049 nt
Organism: Vicia villosa (hairy vetch)
Lineage: Eukaryota; Viridiplantae; Streptophyta; Magnoliopsida; Fabales; Fabaceae
Product: putative glycerol-3-phosphate transporter 1
Exons: 3
Coding region: 235-1782 (515 amino acids)
Biological process (GO): transmembrane transport; phosphate ion homeostasis
Cellular component (GO): membrane
Molecular function (GO): transmembrane transporter activity
Source: RefSeq, a predicted model, not a curated record
AUAAGUAGGCACGCGUUACCGCUCUUGGUGUAUGAAUUGGCAUUUCCUUGAUUUUGUUACUCAAACAACAAGCUUCUUCCUAAAGUUUUCAAAGGUGAGCCAAACUCUUCAAAUCUUACACAAUCGCCAACAUACAUCAACACAAUAAUCUCUCAACUUCCUCGUUUUUUUUUACGGUUGGAUUUGAUAAAGGGAAACUGAACUCAACUCCAAGUGAUCCUGUUUAUUGAAUACAUGGGUUCAGCAGCAGCGGAGGUUUUGUCUGAGAGAGGUAGUAAUAAAUUGGUUGGGAUACGGUUCCUUGAGUAUUUAAAAGGAAGUUCUGUUUCCUUCAAAACCCAUCAAGCAAUUGUUUUGAUUGUAACAUUUUUAGCUUAUGCUAGUUAUCAUGCCACUAGAAAAACCACUAGUAUUGUAAAGAGUGUCCUUGAUCCUCAAUCAUCAUCCAAUCUAGGCUUCAAUUUCUGGCUAGUAACAAAUCACACUCACUCAACACUUUCUUCCAACCUUGGUGAUGGUUGGGCACCAUUUAAUGGAUCCGACGGGACAUUGCUUCUUGGCCAAUUGGAUGUUGCUUUCCUCGCAGUGUAUGCUUUUGGGAUGUACUUUUCUGGACAUUUUGGUGACAGGUGUGAUUUGAGGAUUUUUUUAACGAUUGGGAUGGUUGGAACUGGGGUUUUCACUUCCCUUUUUGGUUUAGGGUUUUGGGGAAACAUCCACAAUUUCUAUUAUUAUUUACUUGUUCAAAUGGUUGCCGGCUUGUUUCAAUCUACUGGAUGGCCAUCCGUAGUUGCUGUUUUGGGUAACUGGUUUGGAAAGAGAAAGAGAGGCUUGAUCAUGGGAAUUUGGAAUGCUCAUACUUCUGUUGGGAACAUUGCUGGUUCUUUGAUUGCUUCUGCUAUGUUGGGAUAUGGAUGGGGAUGGUCCUUUCUUGUGCCGGGAUUAAUCAUGUCUUUCCUUGGUUUUAUGGUUUUCGUAAUAUUGCCUGUUUCGCCUGACUUGGCUGGAGUCGAGGAAGAUGAUUAUACUUGUCCAAAGAAAACUGGUGACGAUGUCACAGAAUCUCUCUUAAGGCAAGACACUCCUCCUGCACAAGAGAAAGAGAAAGCGGUAGGGUUUCUAGAGGCAUGGAAAAUUCCAGGGGUCGCUCCUUUUGCUUUUUGUCUCUUCUUUGCCAAAUUGGUUGCAUAUACUUUUCUCUAUUGGUUACCAUUCUAUGUUAGCCACACAGCUAUUGAUGGAAAAUAUCUAUCCAGUGAGACAUCAGGUUCAUUAUCCACUUUAUUUGAUGUUGGAGGAGUGCUUGGAGGAAUUCUAGCCGGUCACAUUUCUGACCGCUUAAAUGCUAGAGCCAUAACUGCAGCAAGUUUCAUGUACUGUGCAAUCCCCGCACUCUUCUUCUAUCGAACCUAUGGUCACAUUUCGUUGCUUGUAAAUGGAACAUUGAUGUUUCUCACUGGCAUGUUCGUAAAUGGGCCUUACGCUCUUAUAACAACAGCAGUUUCGGCUGACCUGGGAACACACAAGUCGCUGAAGGGAAAUUCACGAGCUCUGGCAACCGUCACGGCUAUUAUUGAUGGAACUGGUUCUAUAGGGGCUGCAAUUGGACCUUUAUUAACUGGGUACAUCUCUGCAAAAAGCUGGAGUGCAGUUUUCACAAUGUUGAUGGGUUCAGCUUUAAUAGCAGGGCUGUUUCUCACCAAGCUUGUUGUGUCAGAGGUGGCCACAAAGAUCGAAGAGUCAAGGUCUAGUAGAGUACCGGAGUGUUCACUCGAUGUAUAAGAAUCAAUACUGUGUGUGACUGCAUGAAUAUUCCCAGAGAGCCGAAGAAUACUUGUUUGAAUUAAAAAGGAGCAGGACCAUAUAGUGUUUAAAAAUUUAGAGAAUGUUUAUUUGUACAUUUAUAUGAUAUAUACCUUCCCAAUCACCCACCCAUUUAAGUAUAUAGUUUCAUCCUUCAAAAACUGCUUGUAGCUUUUGAAUUUUGAAAGUGAGCCAUAUUGUUUGGAAUUUGGAGAUCAAGAAUGAAAGUUGUGAUUUACAAAUUGA